AUAGCCAUGGCUUCUUCUUUGUUAACAAUGGCGGCCACUGCCACUGGCUCUCAGAGGUUUGAUACGUCGUCGUUUGGUAAAACAAAAUUACCUUUUAAACCCCUCACCUUUCGACCCUCUCCGUUGCCUUCUAAAGGUUCUUUUGGUCCAAUUAUUAGAAGCUUCCAAACCCCUCGUUCUUAUUGUUCUCCACUUAUUCGGGACGUGAGCAGCCAAGCAAUAGCCAAGGAAUAUGGUGGUGGUGAAGAAGCCACGGCACAACAAAUUUGGGAAUUUGCAAGGGCGUUAUGGACUUUUCUCAGGCCUCACACCUUCUAUGGAACUCUCGUGGCUUCAUGCUCGUUGGCUAGUAGAGUGUGGAUUGAAAAUCCAGAGCUAAUGAAGUGGUCGAUAGUAACAAGAGCAAUUUGCGGUCUUGUGGAGUUGUUAUGCGGCAAUAGUUAUAUUGUUGGUAUCAAUCAGAUUUAUGACAUCGAUAUUGACAUAGUAAACAAGCCAUUUUUGCCCAUAGCGGCAGGGAAUAUGACAAAGAAACAAGCAUGGUUUCUAACGACGUCGUUUUUGACGGUUGGGCUGUCAUUAGCCACGUUUAAUUCAGGCCCAUUCCUCACUUCUCUCUAUUGUUUCGCUCUUUUGCUUGGAACUCUUUACACUGUCCCUCCUUUUAGAUUGAAGAGAUUCCCCAUUGCUGCUUUCCUCUGCAUUGCUUUGGUGAGAGGCUUUCUUGUGAAUUUUGGUGUAUAUUAUGCAUCGAGAUCUGUUCUUGGACUCCCGUUCCAAUGGAGCUCACCCGUGGCCUUCAUCACUACAUUUGUUACACUUUUUGGUUUGGUCAUUGCCCUUACCAAAGAUCUUUCUGACAUAGAAGGUGAUCGAAAAUAUAACAUAACAACUUUUGCUACAAAGCUUGGAGUAAGAAGGUUGGCGUUUCUUGGCUCGGGGAUCCUUAUUCUGAACUACAUUGCUGCCAUUUUGGCUGCAAUUUUGAUGCCUCAGGCUUUCAAGCGAAGUAUAUUGAUACCCACCCAUGCAGCCAUGGCAAUGAGUCUUGUUUUUCAGACGAGAGUAUUAGACCAAGCAAAAUACACGAAGGAAGCAGCUUCAAACUUCUACAUGUUCUUGUGGAAGCUGUUCUAUGCUGAAUAUUUGAUCUUCCCUUUUAUAUAGAGAAACCUUCUCCCUAAAUACUUCUCAAUUUAGUGAGAGAGAGGGAGAGAUUUUGUUUUUUGGGACUCCUUUUAGAUGUCGAUGUAGGUAAGAAGAGAGUGUCGUGUUUUAUGUGAAGAUAGGAUUGAGACGGUGUUUUAUGUUGACUCGAGAUAUGUGUUGUACGUGACUUUUAAUUUUAAAAAAGUAAACGUUAUUUAUUUUAAA
This is a messenger RNA of Cucurbita pepo subsp. pepo (vegetable marrow), 1374 nucleotides long. Its product is annotated as putative homogentisate phytyltransferase 2, chloroplastic. Gene Ontology annotation, molecular function: prenyltransferase activity. Gene Ontology annotation, cellular component: membrane. The record is from RefSeq and is a predicted model, not a curated record. NCBI's taxonomy places the organism in Eukaryota, Viridiplantae, Streptophyta, Magnoliopsida, Cucurbitales, Cucurbitaceae.